Molecule: messenger RNA, 3664 nt
Organism: Musa acuminata subsp. malaccensis (wild Malaysian banana)
Lineage: Eukaryota; Viridiplantae; Streptophyta; Magnoliopsida; Zingiberales; Musaceae
Source: RefSeq, a predicted model, not a curated record
ACUGUCGUUAUUGCUGUUUGCCAAAUAAUUCAACAAUGAAGUUAAUUUAUUUAUAUAUUAAGUUAAUUUUUACAUUAAAGAAUUACUUUUACCGCUGAAAUCACCCGCCAACUUUUUACCACGCUGACCAAUGCCCGUCUUUCGCGCCACAGGAAGCUGAUUCGAAAGCAGAAAUCAGCCCCUUUCUCCCGCCAUCUUGCGUCGCAUCAGGGAAGCCUGCGAACCCAAGAACACGCGUCGCCGAUCUAUUUAAUCCUGCGUGCUUCGAUUCCUCCCAACUGCUCCUCGCCUCUUCUUUGGCUUCCUCCUCGCCCUCUCCGGUCUCGUUGAUCUGCUGGUAGCGGAUGUAAUGACGACCUACUCACAGGAGCCUCGAGACCUCGCAUUUGAGAUGGCGGACAUCCGAUACGUUGUGUGGGAUCUGGAAUCCCCGAUCGCGUCAUCCUCCGAGCCCUGACUCUUGCCGGAUGGAACACAAACCGCGCCAUCAACAUUCUCUUCGACACCCCCAUGCUGGUGGCUGCUGACGAUCCAUUGCCUUUCGAAUCCUGUGAUGAUGGCUUCCCCGGCGCCGCAAGGGCCCAUUUCACCCCAUACCUCAAUCCGCGCCCGAUUUCAGCUUUAAGACCUGAUAUCGCCUAUCGGAGGCUUCAAUCGUUCUCUGCUCCAGAGACAGCAGAGCUUGAAGAGCUUCCUGUGGAUCCUGUUUGGUUUCUUGUGGCGAAGACUUGUGUCGCUGGCCUGUCAACCUGCAGAGGGAAGAAGCAGCUAGAUGCCGACGAGAUUGUUCACUUCUCCUUUCCAUCCUUCGAGAAGAUCAAUACGAUUGGUAGGCGAUGGCUGGGCUCAAAGACGGAAGCGGCAGUGUCUCAGAUCGUGCGCUUCUCAACCAAGCGUGGUGGUGAGAUAGGGAGGUUUAAACCAGAGUGGAGUAAAUGCCUCAUUCCACUUGUGGGGUCGUCCAAAGUGAUGAUUCGUGGGCGAUGCGUAUUCUCAACCGUGCAACUUAGCUUAAUGCAAGAGAUUAAAUUAAAUGUCAGCUUUUACAUUCACAGUUCAAUAUUCACUCCGGGGGACAAAUCCUCUUGGAAGCUUGGGACUCCAUCAAAUCCUGAUUAUACUGUCCAUCCUCUUCACACUUUAUUCAAACUGCUGAAGAUAAAGCAAUUUAAAAGGGCUGACUUUACUCCUGAAGAACUGAACAAGCGAAAGAGAUCGCUAAACCUAGAAGAUGCUGAUGAAGAUGAAUCUAUGCAAAUAGCAGGCCUCAGAAAGCAACAGAGAAGGGGCCAAACUUAUCCUGAACGAAGCAAGGGUGAGCAAGCAAUCUCGGAAUCAUCUCUGAAUAAACUUGUUGGGGCUGCUGAGAUUUAUGAUUUAGAGGAAGCAGAGCCCCCAUGUACCCUUGUUUCUGAUCUACAUCCGUACCAGAAACAAGCUCUUUACUGGAUGUCUGAAUUGGAGAAAGGAAUUGAUGUUGAGCAAGCAUCCAAAACUCUUCAUCCAUGUUGGUCUGCAUACAACAUUCUUGACAAAAGAGUAUCUGCGGUGUAUGUAAAUGUCUUCACAGGCGAAGCUACGACUCAAUUUCCAAGUGCUAUGCAGAUGGCAAGAGGCGGAAUCUUGGCAGAUGCAAUGGGUCUAGGGAAGACUGUCAUGACAAUCGCUUUAAUACUUGCAAGACCCAGUGGAGAAAGGUCAGAUGACCAGGACACUUUUAUGAAGUGUCGUAAAGGCUCAAAGGAAGUGCAAAAGGCCAAAAGAAAAAUUUCCAAAGUAAAAGGUGGCACCCUAAUUGUGUGUCCAAUGGCAUUGUUGGGCCAAUGGAAGGAUGAGCUGGAAAACCAUUCAAAGCCAGGGUCAUUGUCUGUCUUUGUUUAUUAUGGUGGUGACAGAUUAAAUGACCUUAAAGUGAUCUCUGAACAUGAUGUGGUUUUAACAACAUAUGGAGUCUUGGCAUCAGCUUAUAAAUCUGACCCAGAAAAGAUUAGCAUCUUCCAUGAAAUAGAUUGGUACAGAGUGGUGCUAGAUGAAGCCCACAGCAUCAAAUCGUCAAAGACAGUAGUUGCUCAAUCAGCCUACGCAUUGAAUGCAUACUCAAGGUGGUGCCUAACGGGUACUCCUCUUCAGAAUAGCUUGGAAGAUCUCUACAGUCUUCUUUGCUUCUUACAUGUUGAACCGUGGUGCAACUGGGCAUGGUGGCACAAGCUGAUUCAAAGACCUUAUGAGGAUGGGGAUGAACGAGGAUUAAAAUUGGUUAAGGCCAUUCUAAGACCGUUAAUGCUGAGGAGAACAAAGGACACAAAAGAUAGGAAUGGAAAGCCUAUUCUUGUUCUUCCUCCUGCCAAUUUCCGGACUGUAGAAUGUGAACAAUCUGAAGCUGAGCGUGAUUUCUACGAAGCUCUAUUCGAGAGAUCAAAGGUUAGAUUUGAUCAAUUUGUUGCACAAGGCAAAGUUCUUCACAAUUAUGCUUCCAUUUUGGAGCUUCUGCUUCGAUUAAGGCAGUGCUGCAACCAUCCUUUUCUUGUAAUGAGCCGGGGAGACACUCAGCAGUAUGCAGACCUCAAUAAGCUUGCCCGCCGAUUUCUUGUAGCUUCCCAUUUGAAUCCUCUCCCCACACCAGCCUACGUCGAGGAGGUCGUCGAAGGCAUCCGCAGAGGCGAGGUGACCGAGUGCCCAAUUUGUCUGGAGUCAGCUUCCGAUGACCCGGUGCUCACUCCAUGCGCCCACCGGAUGUGCCGGGAGUGCCUGCUCUCGAGCUGGCGAACUCCAGCAGGCGGGCCAUGCCCGAUCUGCCGCAGCCCUCUCAGCAAAGCUGACCUUAUCACAUGCCCAAGCGAGAGCCGAUUCCAGGUCGAUGUGGAGAAGAACUGGAAGGAGUCCUCGAAGGUGACAAAGCUCAUUAAAUACCUCAAGAGAGCUCAGAGGUCAGGGGAGAAGAGCAUUGUCUUCAGCCAGUGGACUGCAUUCUUGGACUUGCUUGAGAUACCUUUGAGGAAAGGGAUUGGUUUCCUGAGGCUCGAUGGCAAGCUGAGCCGGAAGAAGAGGGAGAUUGUGCUGAAGGAGUUCAGUGAGAGCAGAGACAAAAUGGUACUACUUAUGUCACUCAAGGCUGGAGGCGUAGGCUUGAAUCUGACUGCAGCAUCAAAUGUCUUCCUUAUGGAUCCAUGGUGGAAUCCUGCAGUGGAAGAGCAAGCAAUAAUGAGAAUUCACCGAAUCGGGAAGAAACGGCAGGUUCGAGUGAGGAGGUUCAUCGUCAAGGAUUCUGUGGAAGGGAGGAUGCAGCAGGUGCAGGCAAGGAAGCAGAGGAUGAUUGCUGGUGCCCUAACUGAUGAGGAAGUCAGAAGUGCCCGGAUUGAGGAGCUCAAGAUGUUAUUUAGAUAAGAAAUGCCACUAUUUGCACUAACAAUAUCUAAGUAGCGCACAGUUUCACAAAGUAGGCAGCUAAAAAGUCCAUAGCUUCUACCCUCUUUUUGAUUUCCACGUUUCGAGGUGAGUUUCCAUCAAGGUUUUGAGGCAUUCCUUUUGUAGAUUGUUGCACUCAGAAUGCCAUUUUUGUAAAGUCUUUCCUGCCCGUAACAAGUCUGGAUGGACUAUGUUGAAAGGGUGUUUACAUGGAUCUUGAAAUGGGGAUUUAAAAUGUGCAGUUAAAUGUAGUUUAUUA